Carassius auratus (goldfish) is the source of this 1213-nucleotide messenger RNA. RefSeq names its product protein RD3-like. The record is from RefSeq and is a predicted model, not a curated record. Bases 333 to 950 code for a protein of 205 amino acids. The transcript is spliced from 3 exons. Lineage: Eukaryota; Metazoa; Chordata; Actinopteri; Cypriniformes; Cyprinidae.
UUAAAAGAAAUAAUCCUAUUAAUACAGAAUACUUCAUCAGAAUGACUAAGCUAGACAUCCACCAGCACAGUUUGCUUACAGAUUGGUUUGUUUGGAAGGAUAAUUUACUUUGACUAAAUUGUUUUUUCCUUUCCAAGUGAUGAACGUCUGAAAUGAAGAUCUUCUGUAGAUUAUAAUCAUAAGGGAUUAUCUUUAGCUCUUUAUCUGGUGUUGAGAAGGACAACUAACUGCCAUGUGGUAAAUACACGUGUGGUCCUACGUAAAUAUUUCAGACUAAUUUGAUGGAAAGGCCCAGUGGGAAUAUAACCAACCCCUUGCAUGUCUAGGAGAAGAUGUUCCUCUGGUCAUCAGUGUUUUCCAAGGAACCCCAGGUUCCUGGUCAGCGCUCGCCUGAGGAACUGGUAACUAACAUGUUGAUGUUGGAGCUGGGCUCUUUGGUGAAGCGCACUGAGCGCCUCCGCCAGGAGAGGACGACGGAGAACCGCAGGCGCAGCUCCAGUGUGGAUUACAGCUGGCUGGCUGCACCUCCACAGAAGUCUUCCUAUGAGAUUCCAGCUGGGGAGAUACUGGAGCUUCAGGACCUGUGUGCCAAGGUCUCUCCCUCCCAGUGCGGUCCCCUCGUUCUCAGGCUGAGGAAAGAGGUGAUAGAGGUAGAGCCAGAGGUGAGCGAGGUGUCUCGUCUGUUCCGUUCUGUCCUGUGUAACUUCCUGGACGAGGCCGAGGAGGGAGAGGCCACACUUCAGAGAGCACUGAAGACUCGGACCAACCGCAGCAAGAGCAUGUCUGUCAUCAACCUGGGCUCACGGAUCCGCAUCAGACCGCUGUGGAGCAGAGUCACAGUCAGGCGUGACGCUGAGGAGGACGACGAGGAUGAAGACAAUAUCCACAGAAACAGGAGGAUCCGAAGCAUGCCGGAUAUCAGUGUAGUGGAAGAAAGAGCGCUGACCUGAACAAGCUAUGUUUGGAGUAGGAAACUCCAGGUACAAAGCUGGCAUCCUAAGCUACCCUUAAAUGGUACAUAUUAGUACCUUUUGAAAGGAUACUGCCCCAGUGACAGUUUAUAGCUUUUUGCUAAGUGUGCAAAGGUUCUACUGAUAUUAAUGGUUCUUCAUGGGAACCAUAGAUGCUAAUAAAGAUCUCGCCGAUUCAUCAUCAUUAACCUUUUCUACUUUCCCCUUCCUUCAAAUGUGGCGUAUUUAUCAAAUGCAAGAGU